Molecule: messenger RNA, 3359 nt
Organism: Telopea speciosissima
Lineage: Eukaryota; Viridiplantae; Streptophyta; Magnoliopsida; Proteales; Proteaceae
Product: subtilisin-like protease SBT1.2
Exons: 1
Coding region: 101-2410 (769 amino acids)
Biological process (GO): proteolysis
Molecular function (GO): serine-type endopeptidase activity
Source: RefSeq, a predicted model, not a curated record
CUCAGCUACCCAUCUUAAAUACCCACUCAGAGCUCAUUCACAGAAGACAUGAAACAUAAAGCAAACAACACAAAAUUCUCCCCUUUUUGUCUCUCUUUCAAUGGAAGCCAAAGUAGUCUUCUCUUUCACCUUUUUCGUGUCUUUGUUUUCACUUCAUGCCUACAACCUCCAAACCUACAUAAUCCAACUACACCCACAUGGAAUGAUCAACUCUGCCUUCAACACGAGGCUCGAUUGGCAUCUCUCGUUCCUUGACCGAACCAUUGCCUCCAAAGAUAGCCCAUCUUCUCGCCUUCUUUACUCUUACCAUUCAUCUAUGGAAGGUUUCGCAGCUCGUCUCUCACAAAUUGAGCUGGAAACCUUGCGAAACAUGCAGAAUGUAAUUGCAGUUAGACCUGACCAUUGCCUCCAAAUAUACACCACUUACUCUUACAAGUUCUUAGGACUAGGCACCACGAGGAAGGACGCUUGGUUGCACCCUGGCUUCGGCCGUGGAACAAUAAUAGGUGUACUUGAUACUGGAGUUUGGCCUGAAAGCCCGAGCUUCAGUGACGAUCAAAUGCCUCCAGUGCCCAAGAAGUGGAGAGGGAUCUGCCAGGAAGGACAGGAUUUCAAUUCUUCCAAUUGUAACCGUAAGCUCAUUGGAGCACGGUUUUAUAGUAAAGGGCAACGUGCAUCUUCAGCCACUUCUAGAUUACCAGCUCCUGUGGAAUAUGUAUCCCCCCGCGAUACACAUGGUCAUGGAACCCAUACUUCAUCAACUGCUGCAGGAGUUUCCGUACCCAAUGCAAAUGUACUAGGAAAUGGUGCUGGAGAGGCCCGGGGUAUAGCUCCUGGUGCCCAUGUUGCCAUGUACAAGGUUUGCUGGCUCAAUGGCUGUUACAGCUCUGACAUUCUCGCUGCAAUGGAUGAUGCUAUCAGAGAUGGAGUUGAGAUCCUCUCCCUCUCCCUAGGCGGCUUCCCCAUUCCACUUUAUGAUGACAGCAUCGCAAUAGGAAGUUACAGAGCAACGGAAAGGGGCAUUAUGGUUGUCUGCGCAGCAGGAAACAAUGGUCCAAUCCCAAACUCAGUUGCCAAUGAAGCUCCUUGGAUCACUACUGUUGGUGCCAGCACACUUGACAGGAGAUUCCCAGCUGGAGUUCGCAUGGGGAAUGGCCAAAUUCUCUACGGUGAAUCAAUGUACCCUGGAAACCAGUUGCCAAAUGCUGGGAAAGAACUCGAGCUUGUGUAUGUUACUGAUGGGGACAAGGGAAGCAAACUCUGCUCCAGAGGCUCCCUUCCAAGAGCCAGAAUCCAUGGGAAAAUGGUGGUCUGCGAUCGUGGUGUCAACGGCAGAGCUGAAAAGGGCCAAACUGUUAAGGAAUCAGGUGGUGCUGCAAUGAUACUGGCAAAUACAGCAAUCAACCAGGAGGAGGAUUCUGUUGAUGCUCAUGUCUUGCCUGCAACAUUGAUUGGGUAUGCAGAGUCUAUACGCUUAAAGAGUUACAUAAACUCCACAAGAAGACCCACAGCUCAGAUUGAAUUUGGAGGAACAGUCAUUGGAAGAUCUAGAGCACCAGCAGUAGCAUUGUUUUCAUCAAGAGGACCCAGUUUAACCAACCCUUCAAUCCUCAAGCCAGACAUUAUAGCUCCUGGAGUAAACAUCGUCGCUGCCUGGCCGCAAAAUUUGGGUCCCACCGGCCUUCCAGAAGAUUCUAGAAGAGUUAAUUUCACUGUCAUGUCAGGGACUUCCAUGGCUUGUCCCCAUGUCAGUGGAAUUGCUGCUCUAAUUCGCUCUCACCACCCUGUGUGGAGCCCAGCUGCAGUUAAAUCUGCAAUUAUGACAACGGCUGAUGUCACUGACCAUUACGGUCAGCCAAUCAUGGAUGGUGCAAACCCUGCAGGGGUCUUUGCAAUUGGAGCUGGACAUGUAAACCCUGAAAGAGCAACUGAUCCUGGGUUGGUUUAUGACAUCAGGCCAAGUGAGUAUAUUAUUCAUCUCUGCACUCUCGGAUACUCAAGUUCAGAGAUAUUCACAAUAACUCACAGGAAUGUGAGUUGCCGUGAAGUCCUAGCCAAGAACAGGGGUUUCAGCCUCAACUACCCCUCUAUUUCUGCGAUUUUCAAGACAGGGAGGAUGGGCAUGAAGAUUAAAAGGCGACUAACAAAUGUUGGCCUCCCAAAUUCUACAUACUCAGUGGAAGUUGUGGCACCUGAAGGAGUUACAGUAAAAGUCACGCCACAACAUCUAACAUUCAAUAAUGUAUAUCAAAGUUUGGCAUACAGCAUCUGGCUUGUAUCAUGGAAGACAAUAACAAAAACACAGAAGGUGACCUUUGUUGAAGGACAUUUGACAUGGGUGCACACUCAGAGUAGUCAUUACAGGGUAAGGAGCCCAAUUUCAGUGACUUGGGCGGAUAUGAUACAGUAGCACUAGAAGUUCAAGUAUUGUUGUCUUCAUCUCAAAAGUUUAUCUGAGUUAAUUGUCUGCUCUAGUAGAGGGAAUUAAGGUAGAAAAUAUACAACUGAAACUUACUUUAUCUUUGGAUAAAGAGUGGAAUGAUUAUUAUUUAGAGUUUCAGAUAAUAUAUUCCGGUUCAUUUUGAUUAAAUAUGACAAUUUGAGGUUCAAGUAAACUUUCCUUCUUCUGCUGUAAUAGUCCUGCAAGUGAAUGAACUCAUAUACAUAAGAUUAUAAGGUCCCCUAAACCACCCUUACACUGAACCAUCACCAAUAUUUUUGUAUCUCCAUUAAGAGAUAAUAACUAAAUUUGCAUAUCAAAAGAAAGAAGCGCCAAUGAGGAGAGAGAGACCCAACUGGUAAACAUGAUUUUCAGUAUCAGCAAUCUACUAUAGCUGAGAUCUUCAUUCCCAGUCCGUUGCAGAAAUAUUUCUGAAAUUAACAACAUUUUGGAAAAAGCAAAUUGUGAAAAUAUUUUCUAUUCUCCAUUUAAUAAUAUAUGUUCACUAUAUUUCUCACAAAAAAAAAAUGGAAGUGCAAAUGCAAGCAAGCCACAAGGAAAUCAACACACCUGUUUCGAAUAUCGGCAAUCUACCAUGUUGAAUUCUUCUUCUACAGUUCAGCUGAUAUUUAUUUAGUUAAAAUGGUAUAUUCUGAAACAGUAAAUACGGGUGACCUCAAAAAGGCAUCUCUCCCAUUAAACUCCAAAAUGAGGCUAGCCCACGGCUUAUUUUACAUCUUAGAAUGCAAAUAAAAUUUGGUCAUAAAGGCAUUCAGCUUGCAGAACCCAACAACCUAGGAUAGAGUUUUUUGGUUGACUAUUUAUGCUCUUAUCCGGAUAUUCAACCCAGUGAUUACAGAAAGUGAUAAGAUCAAUUUGGCUUGUAUUGUCCUGUAAACAUGGAAUCAUGUUUUGAAAA